Protopolystoma xenopodis is the source of this 276-nucleotide messenger RNA. NCBI's taxonomy places the organism in Eukaryota, Metazoa, Platyhelminthes, Monogenea, Polystomatidea, Polystomatidae. The record is from the annotation of a GenBank genome assembly.
AUGACAACUAGACCAAAUGCAGUCAUCGCAUGCAGUGGCUUCUACUCAUCCGUGUUCUACCUGUCGGCUGCCUGCUUUCUCCUAGCAGCUUUACUGAUCAACUCCUGUGCCCUGUCGACGGGAUGUUCGAGAGACUCAACAACUGAAGACCCACUCUACCGAAAGAAGGAGAAAGUGGACACGGUCAAAAUUUCCUUCAGCCCUCCUUGGCGAAAGUCACCAAAAUCUACGAUUCACGAAGGACAGACACGAAUGGGGCAGCCUUCAGACACAUGA